Messenger RNA from Ixodes scapularis (black-legged tick), 2206 nucleotides. Its product is annotated as GATA zinc finger domain-containing protein 10. Lineage: Eukaryota; Metazoa; Arthropoda; Arachnida; Ixodida; Ixodidae. Bases 295 to 2013 code for a protein of 572 amino acids. The record is from RefSeq and is a predicted model, not a curated record. The transcript has 2 exons.
CGUGGGGCGGCGCCGUACUCAGAAAGCGGUUCCUACUUCCACUUUUAUUUUAAUGAAUAUAUGUAUUCGUUUAGUUAAUGUUACGAGCCCAUUCCUAUCUAAAGUAAUCGUUAAUGCUUCGUACAUACGUGAUGCUUGGAACAUGUCAGCAGACAGUUUUUUCUAUGAUCAAUAUGACCGUCAUACAAGGAAGAGACACAGAUAGUGUCUUCAGACAGUCUCUUGUACGUUGUAUUAGCAGUGUGACAGUGGCAUCUUCUGCACAAAAAUAUUUGUAGAUUUGUUGAUACUCAAAUGUUUUCCUACCCACAGAUGCACUUCCCGGCGCUCUUGCUCUUCCUCUCGCUGACAUGGGCCUCCACAAGUGGAAUCAGCCUGCUGUCUCCACUCAGCUACUUCACUUCCGGCUUCAGGAGCCUGGCCAACUACAAGCUGGGCACGACCGCCAGGCUGAUGUCCUACAUUACGGGUGACCGCGCCGUCAAAGCCAGCGUCAACCUCAAAAUUGCCGAGAGACCAACCAUCGUGGAACCAGACCAAGUGGCGGUCGUUGAGGACGUGGCGUUGCCGCCCAGCGCCCACGUCGAGAGCCAAAUCCUGCCGAUUCCACAAGAGGUGCUAGAUCAACAGAUCGAAGAAUUCAAGAAGCACUUCGAAUCCGGUUACGCUGUGCUCAACCAUGCCAACGGACAGCAACAUCAACAGCAACACGCGCCGACCUUGACGAUCUCCCUGCCACUCGACCAGUACAAGGAGUUUAUCUCUGCCGGAACGACAGGCGGCGAGCUCAUGAGAGUGGCUGUGGUGACGCAGGAUCUUCCUCAACCCCAGUAUUCUCACGUCCCAGCACAACUCUGGCACCUUCAGCAAUCUGAGCAGCAACAAUUCGAUGAGCAAAAACAUCAUCAGCAACUUCUUCACCAGUAUCAACAACAGUCUGAACAGCAGCAACAGUCACAUCAUCAGCAAUACGAACAUGAAUCCCAGCAGCAACAGUUCGAUCAGAAACAGCAUGAACAGCACCAGCAUAAUCAGCAACUUCUUCACCAGUACCAACAACACCUUGAGCAACAGCAGCAGCAGCCACAGAGCCAGUUGGAAGCACCUCCGACCGAGGCUCAUUCUUCUGGGGAUCAGUACCCGGAUCAUACUGAGCCAACUGAACUCGCUGAGGAUUCCCAGGGAACUCUUCAGAAGCUCCCAGGAGCAUCCUCCUCGCAUUCUCACGUGUUUCCCUACGGGCAAUGGGUCGCACCAGAACUUCCAAUGUCGUCCCUCGAGCAAAUUCCCAGCAGGCUGGCCGAGUUCCAGAGCGGUCUGCAACGACAGGCUUCGCAAGUCCUGCAACAGAUUCCGUCCCCAGUGGCACCCAACCUCUUCCCACUUUUGCAGCAGCAGGAGUCUCCCGCUUUUUCUCAAACUUCCACUGCCGACGCGCCUUCUUCCUCUUCAAACGAACAAGACGUGGUCAUUCCUGGAAGCCAGUUUCCAGACCUUCAGGAACUGCAAGCAGCUGCUAAUGAUGUCCAGUCCGAAGGUACCUCUAAUCAUAAUACGGAGAUGUUUGGAAAGCCCAAUGUCCAGAGUCCCCAUACCUCUGCUGAGUCACCGGACUCCACACAAGCGUCUUCUAGCGUCCACGAGGAAAGGAAACGUCGCAGCGCAUCCGAUGACGAGCCGACCCCGACUGUCGAGCCAGAGUCCACCGAGUUCAGCAACGCAACGGUUCCAGAUGACCAGGUGGAGGAGUACUUUCAGUUCAUCAGGGCCCACGACGAGGACCAGUGCCUGGCGAGACUCAUCUGCAUGAUGUCCACAGAGCCGAACGGCUUUGGCGCGUACGCCAAGCAAAUCGACAGUUUCUUUAGAGCGUACAGUCCCCGGUCCAGCCAGCAGUCCGCUGCCUUCUACAAAGAGGCGGCGACGGCGAGCCGUUCGAACGAAGACUGCGCCACCAGAUUCGCCCAAUGCCAGAUGGACAGCGAUCAACUCAAGAAGGCCGUUAAUCUAUAGACAUUUAAACUUUAAAUAUCCCCCCCCCCCCCCCCCCAACCUAGCAUAUCGAAUUUGAUUGAAGAAUGAAGGGUCGAAUUCAAUUGAAGAAUGAGAGAAGGAAGGGAUGAGCGCCUUCAUCCGCUUCCUGUGUAUAUCUGUACAGCGUGCUUGUCACUUCCGGUUUCUAAUAAAACAGUUAUUCUGUGUUUAA